Messenger RNA from Lontra canadensis (Northern American river otter), 828 nucleotides. Its product is annotated as BOLA class I histocompatibility antigen, alpha chain BL3-7-like. The coding region runs from base 1 to 828 and encodes 275 amino acids. The record is from RefSeq and is a predicted model, not a curated record. Gene Ontology annotation, molecular function: peptide antigen binding; signaling receptor binding. Gene Ontology annotation, cellular component: external side of plasma membrane. Lineage: Eukaryota; Metazoa; Chordata; Mammalia; Carnivora; Mustelidae. The transcript is spliced from 3 exons. Gene Ontology annotation, biological process: antigen processing and presentation of endogenous peptide antigen via MHC class Ib; antigen processing and presentation of endogenous peptide antigen via MHC class I via ER pathway, TAP-independent; positive regulation of T cell mediated cytotoxicity.
AUGACUGAAGAUCAGCCCUGCUCUCCCCCACUCGGUGUCCCUUCCCCUGCCCUCCCCGCCGCCUUCAUCUGGUCCCCUGGCCCGCGCCGGGGGAGGGUCGGGCGGGGUCUCAGCCCUUCCGAGCCCGCAGGCUCCCACUCCCUGAGGUAUUUCUACACCGGCGUGUCCCGGUCGGUCCGCGGGGAGCCCCGCUUCAUCUCCGUGGGCUACGUGGACGACACGCAGUUCGUGCGGUUCGACAGCGACUCUGCCAGUUGGAGGGCUGAGCCGCGGGGGCUGUGGAUGGAGCAGAUGGAACAGAUUUAUUGGGACCGGCAGAUUCAGAUCUUCAAGGACAGCGCUCAGGCUUUCCGAUGGAACCUGAACACCCUGCGGGGCUACUACAACCAGAGCGAGGCCGGGUCUCACACCAUCCAGCGCAUGUACGGCUGUGACGUGGGACCCGACGGGCGCCUCCUCCGCGGGUACAGUCAGUUCGCCUACGACGGCGCGGAUUACCUCGCCCUGAACGAGGACCUGCGCUCCUGGACCGCGGCGGACACGGCGGCGCAGAUCUCCAGACGCAAGUGGGAGGCGGCCGGUGCGGCAGAGCUCUGCAGGACAUACGCGGAGGUCACGUGCGUGGAGUUGCUCCGCAGGUACCUGGAGAACGGGAAGGAGACACUACUAGCGCGCAGGUACAAGGGGCCUCGGGGCCUCCCUGAUCUCCCCUCCUCUAGGGCUGGCUUCCCACCAGGAAGGGAAAAUGGACUCAGUGGCAGAAACCCCCCUCCUACGGGUGGGGAGACUGAGGUCCACCUGUGUGUUCUUGUUCCUACUAGAGAGUGA